Monodelphis domestica (gray short-tailed opossum) is the source of this 1486-nucleotide messenger RNA. It is a transcript of the gene SCNM1, whose product is annotated as sodium channel modifier 1. Gene Ontology annotation, cellular component: nucleus. The record is from RefSeq and is a predicted model, not a curated record. Gene Ontology annotation, biological process: RNA splicing. Lineage: Eukaryota; Metazoa; Chordata; Mammalia; Didelphimorphia; Didelphidae.
CUUCCGGUAGACCGCCCUAGAGCCAGAACUAGGGUGGGACACACAUGGCUUUUCCUCAGACGAGGAAAUUUAGAUGGAUGCCACUUCUAUCUUCAGCACUUAUUUUGGAUUUUUUUUAUUUUCUUCACCAUGCCGCCUGUAUAUUCUUAUGGAGAAAUUGCAUUCAUCUUGCAAGAACCAAUAGGCCUUGGUACUCCACCUCAUCUGUGCUCUUUACCUCCUCUGUUUGGAGGGCAGAGCUAGAAGAGAUGGGACAGAUAUCCCAUUAAACAGCUUUCAUUUUGUACUUGACACCUCCCCGAUUCCCACUUCUCAGCUUUCUUUUGUUUGUUGUCUUCUCCCCAUUAGAUUGUAAACUCCGUGAUUAGAUUAGACUACCCCAUUAGAUUAUAAAUUCUUUUUCAUAUUUGUAUCCCCGUCAUAUACAGUUUGUGGCACAUAGUAGCCGCUUAAAUGUUUAUUGACCAUUGAUCGACUUCAGGGGCAGGUCACAGACAAACUAAUGAAAUUAAAUGUGAAAACAGACAUUGUCCUUCCGUUUCUCAAAUUAUUUGACGUCCAUGGGCAGCGCUUCUCUCUUUUUCACCUAACUUCUACCCUGGAUACCCUUUUUAAAUUGUCUUUAUUGUGCUGGUUUAGCACAAUCCAAAAAUAUUGCACACAAAUCUCAUUAGAGAACUUUUUGGAGGCAAAACUUUAACAGAUUUAUUGAAUAAAUUGCAAUUUCGUUCCUAAGUUUACAGCUCAGUUCCUUCCUAGGGCAGAGAAGGGAGCCAUCUAAGAAGCGGAGAGUUGGGGACUUGCUGGCCAGUUAUAUCCCAGAAGAUGAGGCAUUGAUGCUUCGAGAUGGACGAUUUGCCUGUGCUGUCUGUCCCCACCGGCCUGUAUUGGACACAUUGACCAUGUUGACUGCCCACCGUGCAGGGAAGAGGCACUUGGCUAGCCUGAAAGAUUUCUAUGGCAAGAAGCAACAGUGGAAAGGAGAAGAACAGAAUCCAAAACAGCAGGAAGAAUGGAGAACUGAGAAGUCAGGGGACCAGGCUCCUCUGCUGGCCCAGACCCGUUUAAUCACCCAAAGUGCCCUACGCAGAGCCCCGAAUUAUAACAGUUGCUGUCGACGGCAGAAGAACAGACCAGAAACUCCUUCGCCCUCAGCUCCCCACCCUUCAUUCAGGCCCCCACAGAUUGAUGAACCCUCAUACAAGAAGGCUGGUACAGCACCUGAGUCUGAGGGUGAUAUAAAGGCCAAGGAUUCAGCAGCAACCCCAACCCCUGUGCCCUUGAGUCCUGCCAAACAAAGAGCAUUGGACCAUUAUCUGACCUUGCGUAGCUCUGGUUGGCUCCAGGAUGGAAGAGGUAGAUGGGUAAAAGAUAAGAAUGUAGAGUUUGAUUCUGAUGAAGAGGAACCCCCAGAUCUCCCCUUAGAUUAAUACCCUCCUAACUCCCUGUCCAUUUCAUUUAAAUAAAUCAGAGAACAUGCUAGGAA